UCGCAAAAAAUUUGAAUCCAGUUAAAGCAAUUGUUCAAGAUGGUCAGAAACUUGCUGCUCUUGGUUUUGUGCGGUGCAACUUUAACUGCAGUUGUCGACAGCCGCAAAGUUGUUGGCUGUUAUUACGGAAGUUGGGCAAUAUACAGAGCAAGCAUCGGAAGCUUCGGAACCAGUGAUGUAAGUCCUUCCUUAUGUACUCAUAUCUACUACAGCUUCAUUGGAUUGAACAACGCUACUCAAGAUGUCGAAAUUUUAGAUCCUGCUCUUGACGUGAACCGAGGGGGAUUCCGAAAUUUGACGAACCUUAAAGCUCGGUACCCUCGAGUAAAAUUUUUAGUUGCCAUGGGCGGAUGGAGUCAAGGUUCUUAUGCUUAUUCGGUAGUAGCUGCGAGUGCCUCAAAACGAGCAACGUUUAUCCAACAGAUUAUAGAUUUCAUACAUAAUUAUGGUUUUGAUGGCCUCGAUUUAGACUGGGAGUAUCCUGCUCAAAGGGACUCUGCUUUUGGUGGAGCAGACAAGGAAAAUUUGAUUACACUGCUGCAAGAAGUCAAGGCGGCUUUCGAACCAUUGGGACUUCUAAUUACAGUAGCAGUAGGAUCAUCGCCUUCUUAUAUCGAUGUCGGUUACGACGUCCAGGCACUUUCAAAUGUAGUCGAUCUGAUCAAUUUCAUGUCUUACGACUUACACGGAUCUUGGGAUGGCUCCGCUGGAGUAAAUGCACCCCUCCACGAUCCUGCCGGAAGUAUCAGCGUGGAACUUUUCGUGAACAGUUGGCUUAAUGCUGGCGUUGAUCCUGAAAAGCUGGUCGUCGGAAUUCCUUUUUAUGGAAAGUUGUACACGUUGAGAAAUUCAUCCGAUAAUUCGAUUGGAGCGCCCAUCUCCGGCCCAGGUAUUGCUGGACCAUAUCUUCAAGAUGCAAGCAAUUUAGCUUAUUAUGAGAUCCUAGAAAAGCUCCAGCAAGGAUGGACUGAAGUAUAUGACCAGAAUUACGAAUCCCCUUAUGCAUAUUCAGGAAACCAAUGGGUUGGUUACGACAACGUGAGAUCUAUUGCAGCUAAGGUAAAUUUCGUUUGUUCGAAAGGUCUUGGAGGCGUUAUGAACUGGGCUAUUGAUGAAGACGAUUUUGAUGGUAAUUUUGGACCAAGGUAUCCCCUUCUUAGAGCUAUGAACGCAGUAAAAAGAUGUAGAAAUUAGAAAAUCUAUGUUGACACAACAUCAGAUCAAUACUCCAAAUUAAAAGACCCUGGUUUAUUUUUACCGCAAUUACUAAUAAGUUUGAUCAUGUAUUUGUUGUUAAAUAAACAAGAUAUAAUUA
Agrilus planipennis (emerald ash borer) is the source of this 1315-nucleotide messenger RNA. RefSeq names its product acidic mammalian chitinase-like. The record is from RefSeq and is a predicted model, not a curated record. NCBI's taxonomy places the organism in Eukaryota, Metazoa, Arthropoda, Insecta, Coleoptera, Buprestidae. Gene Ontology annotation, molecular function: chitinase activity; chitin binding. Gene Ontology annotation, cellular component: extracellular region. Gene Ontology annotation, biological process: carbohydrate metabolic process; chitin catabolic process. The transcript is spliced from 8 exons. The coding region runs from base 40 to 1194 and encodes 384 amino acids.